CGUGGCCGCUCUCCGCUUUGCAAAUGGCUUUUGUCUGCAUCUGAUCGCUGGCGCUGCUGCCGCUGCUGCUGCUGAUCCCGGCGCCAAGAACUUGCAGCUGCAAAAGUGGCACAGCAUUAACCCCUUCUCGCCUUCGGUGCACGGGUAAACACAAAAAGUUGCAGUCAAAGGUUGAUCGUUUUUGAUCCAGUGAUUGCUAUUGCACGGCUGGGAGGACCUGUGCACCAUGCACCACACGAUAGAAGUAUCAAUCCCGUCCUUCCGAUAUGAGGAGAGCGAUCUGGAGAGAGGAUACACGGUAUUUAAAAUUGAAGUACUCAUGAGUGGAAGGAAGCACUUUGUAGAGAAACGGUACAGUGAAUUUCAUGCACUACACAAAAAGCUGAAGAAAAGCAUCAAAACGCCUGAAAUGCCUUCAAAGCACGUGCGAAACUGGGUACCUAAAGUCUUAGAACAGCGACGCCAUGGUUUAGAAGCCUACCUCCAGAUCAUUUUGAUUGAAAAUGAAGAACUGCCCAAGAUAUUCUUGGAUUUUCUUAACAUUCGUCAUCUUCCUUCUCUGCCAAAAAUUGAAAGUUGUGGCUCCAUUGAAGACUAUGAAUCUGAAGAACUCAGCAAACUAUCCCACCAGCCAGUGCUGCUUUUCCUGAGGGAUCCAUACAUCUUGCCCACAGCCACAGAUGACUUCCCAAAUGUAGUUGUUGAAGGUGUUCUACAUGGUACAUACUGCCCAUACCUUCAAGUAAGGUAGAGUGGAAUCUACACAGAAGACAUCUCCGGACAUUUAAUCACAGCUGUAACAGUUAUUGGAGGUGUACAUGUUUUUAUAAGGAACUGUCAGUUCUCAGUGUUCUUCCUUGACAGUAUAUAUACAUUUUAAGGUUAUUACUCCUUUUACUUUUAAUUUCUACAUUAUUUGUUAAACUGACUUGUAUGUAUAAAGAAGACUUAUGUAAAUGUUUAUCAAUAAAUGUGUGGCAUUUCAGCAUAAAUCAUGUGAGUAUAAGACUAAUUAAUACCAUGGAAAUAUAUUUGUGCAAUUUUAAAGUCAAAUGUAUUGCUUUGUUGAAUGGAAAAUAUGUGUUUAUGGUUUAGAUGUAUUUUUCUGUUUGAAAAACUCUAAUCUAAAAACUCUAGUUGUAGAUAAACAUUUUAGAAGUUUUAUCAUAUUUAAUUGUGCGGAAAUGAAAAAAUAUUUAUCACUAAAUCAUAUGAUAGCCCAUUUUACUUUUGUAAUCUUAUUAAGCAUUUAAUUGCUAAAAUAUUUCAAUCUUCAGUAGAUUCAAUUAUAUGUAAUAAAUGCAAACACCACCAAACAGUAUAAA
This is a messenger RNA of Leucoraja erinaceus (little skate), 1325 nucleotides long. RefSeq names its product sorting nexin-24-like. The transcript is spliced from 7 exons. Gene Ontology annotation, molecular function: phosphatidylinositol phosphate binding. Lineage: Eukaryota; Metazoa; Chordata; Chondrichthyes; Rajiformes; Rajidae. The coding region runs from base 227 to 751 and encodes 174 amino acids. The record is from RefSeq and is a predicted model, not a curated record.